This is a messenger RNA of Vespula vulgaris, 1599 nucleotides long. RefSeq lists its product as uncharacterized. NCBI's taxonomy places the organism in Eukaryota, Metazoa, Arthropoda, Insecta, Hymenoptera, Vespidae. Bases 931 to 1416 code for a protein of 161 amino acids. The transcript has 3 exons. The record is from RefSeq and is a predicted model, not a curated record.
ACGACACUCCUUGAUUCAUUGUAUUUUAAAUAUGUAACAAGUCGGUGUAUCUCAUUCUUGCAUAUACGACACAUCUUCAUAUUUUAUAUUUUUAGGAAAAUGAAAACUUAAGUUUGCGACGAAUAUAAAAAGAUUACGAUCGAUUCUAAAAAUCUUAAUUACUUUAUUUCGUAUUCACAUCUGCCUUAUUUAUAGAGGUUAUGUUCCAACGUUAUCGCUAUUCAAGAAAUUGAUAUAUUCUAAUAAAUAUAUUUUACGGUUCAAUAACAACACGAAGAUUUAUUUUCAUUAUUUCUUACAGGAAGUAAAUUCAUUUCUUUUUCCAUUAGUAUAUUCUGUCUUUCUUUCUUUAGUUCUUUGAAUAGUGUUGUUACGAGGGAUUGAUAUGGGUAGUGUUGAUAUGAAAAAACAGAAACACAGGAAACGAUAAGAAUUACUAGCUUUGUUGUUUUCGUGGAAAGAGUUUCCAAAUCUUCGGAAGAUAUUCUUUUCUUGUAUAUGUACAGAGACGUCGUGUGAAAAGCUAGAGGGCACUUCUCUGGAAAGGAACGCGAAGAGGAGUUAAGGAAAGUUUAGUUUUCGCUGUGAAGCGAUAUAGUGCGUUUCGUGAUGUACUAUUACGUUUCAACUUGAAUCACGUGAUUGUUUUUAGCGUAAUUAAAAACAAAGAUUGUGUAUAUCAAUACAAUGUAUCUCAAACAAUACAUUUUUUGAGGUUCUUUUGGAAAACGAUGAACGUCUUACGUUUUACUGUCUUUUUAUAUUCAGAAAAUGGGUCAUCCUAUGAUUAAGGUGUUACGUCUUGACUGUGUUUAAGUAUGAAUAUAACACGACUCGCGCGCGCGAACAAAGUUUACAAUUUGAAUAUUUACUUAAACGAUUUCUUUAACAUUGACGUUACUUUCCAUUUUUGAGUAACCGGCAUGAAGCAUGCAGGCUCCUCUAUCAAGAAGAACGAUAGGCUGCAUUGGAAAAUGUACUUCUGGUCUGAAACGCGAGGAGUUGGAUCAGAUAACAGAUAAUAUUACGAAAACUUUAACGCAUCCGCGUGGUAGACAAAUUUUUCGGAGAUAUUUGGAACAACGAAAUCUCAGAGAUAAUCUCGAAUGUUUAGAUUUAUACGAAACUUGUUCUGAAUUUAUCGCGAAAGAGCAAAAUACGUCAUCGAAAGAUUUUAAUUUAGAAAGUUUAACCAACGACGUUACGAGGAUGAAAGAACUCCUUGAAGAUUUGGACGGUGUUCCACAGAUAGAUUUGGCUCUCUUGGAACGCUUCAAUGACGCUCUAAACAGUGAGUCCAGAAUAACGAUGCUCGCUGUAUUGGAAAAUACGAGGGAACGUUUAAAAGAUCAUUUGAGGCGUGUACACGGAAGUUUUAAACGAUAUGCUUCAGAACCGUGUCCUAUAAGUAAAUAAAAAGUGUUACCACUUCGAUAUAGGAUCGAUGACUUAAUGCAUUUUAAUAUGACGCGUUAUUAUAUCGUAUUUAUAUGUUCGCAAGCGAUAUUUUAAAAUUUAUUACCGUACGAUUAAACUUAUAAUAAUAGAUUUAUUGUACAGCACAAGAAAAAAAUUUUCUACGAUGAAACGAAAUGUAAA